Molecule: messenger RNA, 3677 nt
Organism: Patiria miniata (bat star)
Lineage: Eukaryota; Metazoa; Echinodermata; Asteroidea; Valvatida; Asterinidae
Product: uridine phosphorylase 2-like
Exons: 8
Coding region: 306-1241 (311 amino acids)
Biological process (GO): nucleotide catabolic process; uridine catabolic process
Cellular component (GO): cytosol; cytoplasm
Molecular function (GO): uridine phosphorylase activity
Source: RefSeq, a predicted model, not a curated record
CACGUAGUACGCCGGCCGUGUACAAUCGAUACACACAAAACAACGCUAGGGAGUAGGGUUGUUUCGAUUUGCAGUAUCGUAGAAUUCCCCUAAAGUGCAAACAUUACUGAGAAAUCGACGCGGAUGUAUGGUGUGAUCAGGCAGGAACAUUUCGUCUACAUUGAUGCGAUUAGUUACUAGCGGUAGCACCCACUAGCACGAAGAAGAUCAGCAGUUGACGAUUGUAAUUGUAAGCUUGUACUUGACCGUUUGGUUUGGACUUUGGUACCUGAUAAUUACUACGUGUCAUUCAAAAGCACAGAGAGAUGGACGGAACUACGGAGAAGAAAGCAAGACUGGAUAACGGCAGUUCUGUGCGGCCUCCUAACCCAUAUCUGGAGAAACAAGACGUGGACGUUUUGUUUCACAUCGGACUAGCAACCGACAAGGACCAGCUCCCGGCACGCUUUGGGGAUGUCAAGUUUGUCUGCAUGGGCGGGAGCACGACACGCAUGAAGCGGUUUGCAGAGUUCAUCUCUGAGCGCCUGGGCUUCGGCACCCAAAAUGGCACCGUCCUGACUGACCUAUGCUCAACCGAUCGCUAUUGUAUGUACAAAGUCGGCUGUGUUCUCUCAGUCAGUCAUGGCAUGGGUAUGCCAUCCAUAUCCAUUCUCCUUCAUGAGCUGAUCAAGUUGGUUCACUACGCCGGCUGCAAGGAUGUCGUCUUCAUCAGGAUGGGUACGUGUGGUGGACUGGGCCUGAAACCGGGCACAGUGGUCGUCACGGAUACAGCAGUCAACGAGAUGUUUGAACCAGCCUAUAAAGUGCCUAUUUUAGGUAAGAUCGUCAGUCGUCCGACACAGUUAAGCAAGGAGGUAGCUACUGAACUCCUUGCUGCACACGAUUCCAACGCUGACUACGAUGUCACCACAGGGAACACCAUGAGCACCUCUGAUUUUUACGAAGGCCAAGCGAGGAUUGACGGCGCGAUCUGCGAGCACACGCUAGAGGACAAGAUAGCGUACCUCCAGGCUGCGUACGAGGCCGGAGUACGUAACAUUGAGAUGGAAGGAACGUGCCUGGCUGCAAUGUGUGGUGCAGCUAAAAUCAAAGGAGCCGUUGUGUGCGUGACUCUCCUGGAUCGGUUGCUAGGCGACCAGGUUACCAUGACUCCCGAGCAGCACCAGGAGUGGGAACACCGCCCUCAAGAGUUGCUUGCGAGGUUCUUCAUCAAUCAGCUGCGCAAGGAGGGAUUGUAUUGAUCUGCGGAAAGACGAAACCAAGUGCUGUGAAUAGGCCAUAUGUUGAGUGAAUGUAGGGCAUUCUGAUCAUGUCAUUAUUCUGGGAACAGUUGAAAUAUCUUGGUUUUUUGUGUGUUUUCUUUAAGAAAUUUGGAAUUUCCUUCAAAUAAACCCAACAAUUUUAAGCAUGUAAUUUUUGAAUAAUUUUUUCUUUAUUCACAUCCGUUUGCAUCCCCCCAAUGGGAGACUAUUGAGACAUUGGUGGCAGCAAACAUACCGGUCCAUUUUCCAUUGUUUGCAUCAUAUUGAGCAUGCGCGCUUUGGCUUAAACAUGACAUAAACAAUUGAAAAAGGACCGGUGUGUUUGCUGCCACCAAUGUCUCAGAAGUCUCCCAUUGAGCAUUGAUAUAGCGCCCUCGCUCACUCAAACUAAGGGUCUAUUUAUUUAAUGGACUUACCAAAUUAAUAAAGUAAUAAGAAAAACUAUUUUUGAACCAAAAAAGUACUAGUUUGUAACAUAUUUGAUCUUCCAAAAACCUUUCAAUAUUGUGUGACGUGCAAAGAUUGAUAUACACUCAAACUAUUAUAAUUAUGAGUAGGAUGCUUGUUCAAACUUUGAAACUCAUUAAAUCAUUCCCUAUCUUGUAGCUUUUUCAUGCGAGGCCUCAUGGGUAUUCUUAAUGGGUACGUUCGUUUAGCUCACCCGGGUCGACAUGGGAUAGCCCCGUGCCGUUUGAUUAGCUCUGACGUCAUUCUCGGGGAUCACCCGGGUUGGCCACCACAGACCCUGCUCGUGGAGCAGAGACAGUGGUGGAAAUACGUCACACGCAUACAUUCCAAGAAACGGACAAAUAUGGCGGCAGGACAGCGGAAAUCUCAAAUGGACUUAAAAAUAAACUUUAUGUCAAGUCUAAAUGUAAUCAUUUAUUGAGUUCAAUGCGACUUUUCAGGCUAUAAUUCCAGCCAAACUUUUUUGAGUUUUGCAAUUGACUGAAAAGGAGUUAAUCUCAAACUAAGACCCAAUCCAAAACGGACGUUUUGUCAGUGGCUACGGCCACGGAUACAGGACAUCACGUGAGAAUCGUGAUGGCCCGCAGUUGAGCGUUAGAUUAGCCCGGGUGUCGUGGCUAACCUGUCUGCCUUUAUCCGAGUCGAUCCGGAUGAGCUACUCAAAUGCACCCAACAUUUCUAAUGCUUAACAGUAUUAAAGCAAUUCACCUUAAAUAUUUAUUUUAAGGUGUUUGUUAUAUCCAAAACGCACGGACAUACAAAGUAAAAGAGACAACUUCCAAAUAGAAUUAGUGUCAAAGACUUGCUCCUUGGGAAGCUUUAGCUUGUUUUCUUAUUUUAGUUCAUGUAACUCAGGUAAAAACUUAUUUUCUUUAGGUUCUUUAGGAUAAAGGUUAAAUUGCUGUGAGUUUUACUGCUUGUGUUCUGUUUCGUUUGGCGUGUUUGACAAGGAUAUGAAGAAGCCUUGGGUUUGCGGUUAAAAUUAGAAACAAUUUUUAAGAACAAGAUGUCAAACAUUUUUGUUUAAGUCUAUACUUUCAUUAAAAAGGAAUUUUGUUGAAUGGGAUACACACAUGAUAAAAUACGAAAUGAGAAAUAAUCGCUGCAGUGUGUUUCAAAAAAUCUUAUUUCUCAUAUGAGACUUUUUAGGGCAACUAAAUGUAUCUGUCAAAUGUGAAAAUAUAAAAACACUAUUAGGACAUAUUUGUCUUUUGGAAUCAAUUAUGAAUUCAUAAAACUUUGACGGGAUUUGUCAAGAAGAUUAUUUCUUAUUACCCCGUGUUUUUUCCUUAAAAAAAAAUAUCAAAGCUAGUUAUUUUACAGGUUUAAUUUUCUUAUAUUAGUUAGUAAAUCUUUUGUAAAGAAAAAGUAUAUUUUACUGAUUAAUUUAAAUUUUACAGUAUGCUUGUGCCAAGUUUCCAGAAUGAACUGUCACAAAAGUAAAUAUAUAGUGUCAAUCUCUCAAUAUAGAUACAGAUAUUUUCCUCAAAUCCUAUUCUGUAAUUACAUUAGAUAAAUUUUAUCGUAAUUUUAUCAUUGGGAAAUGGCUUUUAUUGGACCAAAAGUUUAUUUUAUUAGUGGAAGUGUGAAGUAACUUUAUCCUGCUCAGUAAUUUAACAGAAAACAGUUUUUGUUCCCUUGUUUAUAAAAUAAUACAUUUACAAAAUAAAUAAAAAUAGAUAAAAUUCACUGGAAUACAAUGAAAUAUUCAAUACAGUUCAAGAUUGCGACGGCAAACGCUUUCUUUCCUGAUUUUGUUAAAAAAUAAAUGAUGUUACUCAAAUUCAGAUUUGAAAUAUUCAGAUUUACAAUUUGAGCAAUACAUCUCCAACAAUGGUGGACAAUAACCUCUCACCCCAAAAUCGAAUUGGCAGGACUUACAAAGAUCAAAUUGUAUAAAGGUUUGCUGUAAACAACUGAAUAAAUAUUUGAAUAUUUUGAGGUGUA